Messenger RNA from Echinops telfairi (small Madagascar hedgehog), 3454 nucleotides. It is a transcript of the gene TNKS2, whose product is annotated as tankyrase 2. The transcript has 26 exons. Gene Ontology annotation, molecular function: NAD+ poly-ADP-ribosyltransferase activity; protein binding. NCBI's taxonomy places the organism in Eukaryota, Metazoa, Chordata, Mammalia, Afrosoricida, Tenrecidae. The record is from RefSeq and is a predicted model, not a curated record. The coding region runs from base 1 to 3102 and encodes 1033 amino acids.
AUGACUAUGCAUUGCUGUUUUGCAGUACUCUUACAGCAUGGAGCGGAGCCAACCAUUCGAAAUACAGAUGGAAGGACAGCCUUGGAUUUAGCGGAUUCGUCUGCCAAAGCAGUGUUGACGGGUGAAUAUAAAAAAGAUGAACUCUUGGAAAGUGCCAGGAGUGGCAAUGAAGAAAAAAUGAUGGCUUUACUUACACCAUUAAAUGUCAACUGCCAUGCAAGUGAUGGCAGAAAGUCAACUCCACUGCAUUUGGCAGCAGGGUACAACAGAGUAAAGAUCGUACAGCUGCUGCUGCAGCACGGAGCUGAUGUUCAUGCUAAAGAUAAAGGUGAUCUGGUGCCAUUACACAAUGCCUGUUCUUAUGGUCAUUAUGAAGUAACUGAACUUCUGGUCAAGCACGGUGCCUGUGUAAAUGCAAUGGACUUGUGGCAGUUCACUCCUCUUCAUGAGGCAGCUUCCAAGAACAGGGUGGAAGUGUGUUCCCUCCUCUUAAGUUACGGUGCCGAUCCAACACUGCUGAAUUGCCAUCAUAAAAGUGCUGUAGAUUUGGCUCCCACGCCACAAUUAAAAGAAAGAUUAGCAUAUGAAUUUAAAGGCCACUCACUGCUGCAAGCUGCACGGGAAGCUGAUGUCACACGGAUUAAAAAACAUCUCUCUCUGGAAAUGGUGAAUUUCAAGCAUCCUCAAACGCACGAAACAGCAUUGCAUUGUGCUGCUGCAUCUCCGUACCCCAAAAGAAAACAAAUAUGUGAAUUGUUGCUACGAAAAGGAGCAAACAUCAAUGAAAAGACUAAAGAGUUCUUGACUCCUCUACACGUGGCGUCUGAGAAAGCCCACAAUGACAUCGUCGAAGUGGUGGUGAGACAUGAAGCAAAGGUUAAUGCUUUGGACAGUCUUGGUCAGACUUCUCUGCACAGAGCUGCGCAUUGUGGUCAUCUGCAGACCUGCCGCCUGCUUCUGAGCUAUGGCUGUGAUCCAAACAUCAUAUCCCUUCAAGGCUUUACUGCCUUGCAGAUGGGAAAUGAAAAUGUGCAACAGCUUCUUCAAGAAGGUAUCCCAUUAGGUAAUUCCGAGGCAGACAGACAGUUGCUGGAAGCUGCAAAGGCUGGAGAUGUAGAAACUGUCAAAAAAUUGUGUACUGUUCAAAGUGUUAAUUGCAGAGACAUUGAAGGGCGUCAGUCCACACCACUUCAUUUUGCAGCUGGGUAUAAUAGAGUGUCUGUGGUGGAAUUUCUCUUGCAACAUGGAGCUGAUGUGCAUGCUAAAGAUAAAGGAGGCCUUGUGCCCUUGCACAACGCAUGUUCCUAUGGGCAUUAUGAAGUGGCAGAGCUUCUUGUUAAGCACGGUGCUGUAGUUAAUGUAGCUGACUUGUGGAAAUUCACACCUUUACAUGAAGCCGCUGCAAAGGGAAAAUAUGAAAUCUGCAAACUUCUGCUCCAGCAUGGUGCAGACCCUACCAAGAAAAACAGAGAUGGAAAUACCCCUUUGGAUCUUGUUAAGGAUGGAGAUACAGAUAUCCAAGAUCUGCUUCGGGGGGACGCAGCUUUACUAGAUGCUGCCAAGAAAGGCUGUUUAGCCAGAGUAAAGAAGCUGUCUUCACCUGAUAAUGUAAAUUGCCGCGAUACACAAGGCAGACAUUCAACCCCGUUACAUUUAGCAGCUGGUUACAACAAUUUAGAAGUUGCAGAGUAUUUACUACAACAUGGAGCUGAUGUGAAUGCCCAAGACAAAGGGGGACUAAUUCCUUUACAUAAUGCAGCAUCCUAUGGGCAUGUAGAUGUAGCAGCUUUACUAAUAAAGUAUAAUGCAUGUGUCAAUGCCACGGACAAAUGGGCUUUCACACCUUUGCAUGAAGCAGCCCAAAAGGGACGGACACAGCUUUGUGCUUUAUUGUUGGCCCACGGAGCUGAUCCUACUCUUAAAAAUCAGGAAGGACAAACACCUUUAGAUUUAGUUUCAGCCGAUGACGUCAGUGCUCUCCUCACUGCAGCCAUGCCCCCUUCUGCUCUACCUGCGUGUUAUAAGCCACAAGUGCUCAAUGGGGUGAGAAGCCCAGGAGCCACCCCAGAUUCUCUGUCUUCGGGUCCAUCCAGCCCAUCAAGCCUUUCUGCAGCUAGCAGUCUUGAUAACUUAUCUGGCAGUUUCCCUGAACUGUCCUCAGUAGUUAGUUCAAGUGGAACAGAGAGUACUUCCAACUUAGAUAAAAAAGAAGGUCCAGGAGUCGAUUUUAGCAUAACUCAGUUUGUAAGGAACCUUGGACUUGAGCACCUGAUGGAUAUAUUUGAGAGAGAACAGAUCACCUUGGAUGUAUUAAUUGAGAUGGGACACAAGGAACUGAAGGAGAUUGGAAUCAAUGCCUAUGGACAUAGACACAAACUAAUUAAAGGCGUUGAGAGACUUAUCUCUGGACAACAAGGUCUUAACCCGUACUUAGCUCUGAACACCUCUGGCAGUGGAACAAUUCUCAUAGAUCUGUCUCCUGAUGAUAAAGAAUUUCAGUCUGUGGAGGAAGAGAUGCAAAGCACCGUCCGAGAACACAGAGACGGAGGCCAUGCAGGUGGAAUCUUCAACAGAUACAACAUUCUCAAGAUUCAGAAGGUUUGUAACAAGAAACUAUGGGAAAGAUACACUCACAGAAGAAAAGAGGUUUCUGAAGAAAACCACAACCAUGCAAAUGAAAGGAUGCUAUUUCAUGGAUCUCCCUUUGUGAAUGCUAUCAUUCAUAAAGGCUUUGAUGAAAGGCAUGCCUACAUAGGUGGAAUGUUUGGAGCUGGCAUUUAUUUUGCUGAAAACUCUUCCAAAAGCAACCAAUAUGUAUAUGGAAUUGGAGGAGGCACUGGAUGCCCAGUUCACAAAGACAGAUCUUGUUACAUUUGCCACAGGCAGCUGCUCUUUUGCCGGGUGACCUUGGGGAAGUCAUUCCUGCAGUUCAGCGCCAUGAAAAUGGCACAUUCUCCUCCCGGCCAUCACUCAGUCACUGGUCGGCCCAGUGUGAAUGGCCUAGCAUUAGCCGAAUAUGUUAUUUACAGAGGAGAACAGGCUUAUCCUGAAUAUUUAAUCACAUACCAGAUUGUGAGGCCUGAAGGUAUGGUUGAUGGAUAGAUUAUUGUUUCCAGAAACUAACUCCACCGAACCUAAAAUCAUCCAAGCAGCUGGUCGUCUCCCUAAGUUUUACUCUUUUGCUGAAAAAGGUCAUACUGCGUACAGGCCCACGGCAAAAGGAUAAAAAUAAUGUGAAAAAAAGUUUUAACAUUCUGACUUGAUAAAGCUUUAAUAAUGUACAGUGUUUUCUAAGUAUUUCCUGUUUUUCAGCACUUUAACAGAUGCCAUUCCAGGUUACACUGGGUCUGUCUGUACUAAAUAAUGAAGAGUUCACUUGAACCUUUUAUACAUUAUGCAUCGACUAACAGAAAAUGUAAUGCCCUGAAUAAAACUCGUUUUACUAAUGCUCAAA